Messenger RNA from Neoarius graeffei (lesser salmon catfish), 9849 nucleotides. It is a transcript of the gene magl, whose product is annotated as MAX dimerization protein MGA-like. Gene Ontology annotation, cellular component: nucleus; MLL1 complex. Gene Ontology annotation, molecular function: protein dimerization activity; DNA-binding transcription factor activity, RNA polymerase II-specific; RNA polymerase II cis-regulatory region sequence-specific DNA binding. Lineage: Eukaryota; Metazoa; Chordata; Actinopteri; Siluriformes; Ariidae. Gene Ontology annotation, biological process: regulation of transcription by RNA polymerase II; positive regulation of DNA-templated transcription; cell fate specification. The transcript has 25 exons. The coding region runs from base 423 to 8207 and encodes 2594 amino acids. The record is from RefSeq and is a predicted model, not a curated record.
ACGGCGAAGGAACUCGUGGAGCAUUUUGAACGUUCGUGCAUUGCUGACGGUGAAAGGCAAGUGGGCUGGAACUCAUGCACACGCGGUCAGAAAAACAAACAAACAAACAAACAAACAGCCACGAGUGCUGCGCGUGCUGUUGCAUUUCUAAAGCGCGGGACGGACGGGCUCGCGCUCCGAGCCGGACCUGUGCUGGAACCACGCGCCAAUGCCGUCGUGAUUUGAGCGCAUGCGCAAUAGCGCUUUUCAGAGCUGUGUGGAUUUUAGCUGCAAACUAGCCACCAUUGGUGAGUUUGGAUUCUUCGUCGAAGUUGUCCAGUUUUUCUCAGCUCCUACGGAUGCCCAGCAGACAGUCUGACUCCAGGGUAUGAGAAUCAGACUGCCUUUUACAAGCUUGACCGUGGCCAAAUAUUGCUUGCAGCAUGGAGGAUGAUGGAACCGAGUUGACACUGGAAAAGAACAUAUUGAAGGAAAAGUCUUGUCUAGUCCCCUCUUCACACUCAGUGUUUGUGGAUUUGAAACCAGGCAAAAUUGACGAGUGUGGCAACAAUCAGGCAGACCAGCAAGCUAGAUUGUCCCCUAUUACACUUACUAAAAGCUCUACCCAGAAAAGUCACCCAAUCAGUGACAUUAAAGUUACUCUGGAGAAUGAAUCGGUUUGGAGUCGGUUUCACAGCUUGGGCACAGAGAUGAUCCUCACAAAGCAAGGCCGGCGCAUGUUCCCAUGCUGCCGCUUUAAACUGAGUGGAUUGGAGCUGCAAAAGAAGUACUUUCUGGUUAUGGAUAUCAUGCCUUUAGAUGAUUUUACCCACAAAUGGAACGGAAAGACGUGGGAGCCUGUUGCCGUGGAUGAGCCACAUGUGCUGGGACAGAUGUGUGUUCACCCAGAGUCCCCAGCCCUGGGCCAGCAGUGGAUGGAUAGCCUGGUGUCCUUUUACAAGGUGAAACUAACCAACGAUUCCACGGACCAAGAAGGCUGUGUGCUUUUGCAUUCAAUGCACCGCUACCAACCACGACUGCAUGUUGUUCCCGUGGAUCCAGAUUCAGAAGGGACUAUUGCACUUGAUAAUCCAAACGUUAAGACUUUCAGCUUCCCCCAAACAGAGUUUUAUGCGGUCACCAGCUACCAGAACCCCCAGAUCACUCAGCUUAAAAUUGACUGUAACCCUUUUGCAAUGGCCUUCAGAGAAGACGCUCGGAGCAUUCAUCUGCUGCAAGACAAACUCAGGCUCUGCUCUUCUGUUGGUAAACGCUUUAAAUCUCCUCUUCUACGUUUGGCCCGGAAUCUGGGUGAAAAAUGGAAAGAGGGUGCAGAAAAGAGCACAUCCUCAACCUGUAUUCAAGAUGACAGAAUAAGAAGUCUUCAUCCAGAGUCAGCAUCUCUGAAAGAGGGAGAGGGGAUCUCUACUAAAAUGGGAAAUGCCACUUUAAAUUGCCAAAAUAAUGUGGCUUUGUGCCAAGAAAAUAAAGGAAAUGAAACUGUCGUGAAUAAAUGUCCAGCAGAACCUGCACUGGAUAAGCAUGUCGCAACUUUGGCUUUUGAAUCAAGUAUAACUUUAGAAGAACCCUUGCAAAACACUGACGAACCAGUUCCUCUCAUCAGCGGCACUGAAAAUCCAAAACCUCCUGACGUUUCUGAGGAUGCUGUCAAUUCUCAAGUAAGCUGCACAAACAGUGAAUCACCUACAAAAUCAUCUGUGGCUGCUCAGACUCGGGAGGAGAGAAAGUCUGCUGCUGUUUUCCUGCCCAGACCACCUUUCCUUAAUGGUAGUCAAGUACGCGAGCAGAAUUCAGGCCAUCUGUUCAGUCGUAGACCUUAUCGGAGGAGCAGGAAAGCUAAAUCUAAAUGGUGGUCUAAUGUGAAGUACGCAAAACACCCUCUUGCUGCAGUUGAGCCGCUUAAUGUUCCUUUGCAACCAGACCUUGAAGAUGUGGAAGGAAUGUUGUUUGUAUCUUUUGUUGCAAAGGAAGCCUUAAAUAUUCCUGUUGACAACAUAAAAGUAAGUGAAACAUCUCUGCCUCCACCACCUCCCCCACUUGACCGGCCAGAUCAUCAUGAAGCUGAAGAUGUCAGUCUUUCUAUGGAGGAAAGAAUUGCCAGAUUGGAGAAAAUUUUACUCCUUCAUCUAAAAGAGCAAAAGCACAGACAGGUCAUUCACCCACGCCUACAAGAUGUUGGCAUGAAGUUGAGCCUUCUGGAUCCAAAGUUACCUAUAGACUUGCAGUACCUUGGUGUGCACUUACCUCUUCUCUCACCUAUUCACAAGGGUUUGGAUAAAAUGAAUCCCAUGAGCCUAUCAUCAUCAUCAUCUCCUGAAUGUUUUGUGUCACGGACUGGAAAGACAAACGAUCCAACAAAGAUAAAAGGCUGGAGAGAUAAAUUUAAGACCAACACGGUACAGAGUGCACCUGAAGGCCUGAAAAACAGUUCCGCAUUCUGUAGUGAAAUGCUAGAUGCGUAUCUUGAAAACGAGGCCCAGCAGAUCAGCGAUCGUGUUGCUGUAUUUUCCAAAUGCUCUGCAUCGCCAGUAUCGUACCAGCUCCCUUCGAAGAGCAGCAGUUACGUGGUCACUCUGGAUAGUCUACUUAAGACUCGAUCUGUUUCAUCAAACAAGGUGGACAGCAAACCGAUGGACAAAACCCUGUGCAAAUCUUCACGUCGAAGAUCUCCAAGUGCUGCUGUACCUUUGUCUUCAGCAAGGUUUCGAAAUGGGUUGCAAGGAACCCAAGAGAACAAGAGAAAAGUCGCGCGUUCGUUUAAAGCACGUCGACGCGCAGUGCCUACAGUUCAAGCCAGCAGAUCCACGAGCUUUGUUUCUAGACCCGUAACGAAGAAACAACCUGCCAAGUCUCAGCCGAGAUGGAACUCCAGUGCAGAGACAAGAAGCCACGUGCGUAGUGUGAUCCCUGUAAAAGUCCAAAACCACAUGAUGCUUCAGGAGAUGGAGGAAGAGGCGGUCUUUCAUGGUAAAGCUUGUACACACAUCACUACUGCGAGAGCCAAAUUUGCUCUUACUUCUCUGCUUAAUUUCCAGAAACCGCGUAAAAGGCCUCGGUUCUGCAUGCCCCAUAAAGAUGAGAAUGCAUGUCCUGAGGCUUUCUGUCGUUUGGGCUGCAUAUGCGAUAGCUUGGACAGGGAAAUCCGAGGGCCUACCCACUGUCGGAGAGUUGAAUGCAUGUUUGACUGCAACUGUUUCAAGCACAAGGUUCUUCUGCUCCACCCUCCUUCAGAAGCAAAAGUGACUGUCCAGCAGGGCAGGAAGCGAUCACUGCUGGCUUUUCCUAUUGCAGACCCAGAGAGGGAACCCAGACCACCACCUGCAUCCAGUGUCCCCACUUUAUGGAAAAGGACUACAGGAGAACAUGACCCUGAGCCAUUAUUUAUUCCAGCGCCUUCGUCGUCUUUCAAACCUGUGUCUCGUGUACAUCCCAGUCUUAACGUUUCCACCAGUAAGGUGCAGGAAGAAGAUAAAGAUCCUGUGUAUCUGUAUUUUGAGAGUAUGAUGACGUGUGCUCGUGUGAGAGAAUACAACAGUAAUCCACCGCCUCAGAUACACAUGUUCCUUAACAGAAAUGAAAUAAAAGAUCUCGAGCAGGCUAAUGAAACUGUUGAAGCAGGUGAACCAGCAUCCUCAAAAAACAAACCAGAGACUCCAGUAACCCCAGGUGAGCCGAAGCCCACUAAACUGCUGGAAAUCCUGUCCGAGUGUAACUGGGAGCCUCAUCGGAAUUUAUUGCUGAGAGUUCUGUUCCAGCGCAUGAACAGCAACCUCCUCUCUGAGUCUUUCUGCUUUGGCAUGUACAAAAUACAGCUUCUUUCUACGACCAUCAAAGGAGUCGACAGGUACGCUACAGUUACUUACAAGGUGUGCAUCUCCCGGGCGGAUGAAAAAGAGAUGACUGAAGACUUGCAACUACCAGAGAAGAAGACAAUGAGAAAAAGUUUACAGGGCUUUGAAGCCAAAGUUUUGAAAACCAAUGAAACACGAGCUCAGAAAGCAACAGCUGACACUGAUUCUGGGCGAAAGAGUAGCGCCUCGGUGAAAAAACAAGAGAGAGCGUCACUCUUUAAGAGACUCUUAAGUGCUGUGCCCUUCUCCACCCAUGUUGCUCCUCUUGGUUAUCUCAAGGCAAAUAAAAAGAAACCAGGAAGCCCUGCUCAAGGUCUAAUUACGAUAAGAGGUGGAACAUACAAUCAAGCCAAACUCCUGCUGGGCCAGCUGGGAGCGUUACAUCCAGUGAAUCGCUUUGCAGCUUUUAUCGUUGGCAGGCUACUGCCUAGACCUCAAGAUCAACCGAAAAUUGAGAGUGAUAUCACCAAAGCUUGUCCUCCCAAAGCCCCUCACAAGGCAAGCUCUAUAACCGAAGUGGCGCACGUUUCAAAUCAAACUCCUUCAAAUCUUGUUGUGACCAGAUCUCCUUUCGCCAUUGCACCGAAACCAACCACUGCUUCCAAGAACAGACGCUCAAACAUAAGUCACGUGAAUGCCUGUUCAAAUCUUCUGGGCUCACCUUCUGGCACAACUCCCACUGUGCCUGGUGGCUCCAGAUUUAUUGUUAUGCCAGGAAGACCUUCCAACUUUGCAGCUGCUCUUUCAGCAGAAACUGUCACUAGUUCCACUCUUCCACCUGGCCAGAAAGUGGUUCUGCACCCUGCGCCAGGAAUGCCGGAGUCGAACUUUUUAUGUCGGUACAAUGGCCAAACGAUCCAACUCAUGCCUGUCAGCUCUGGACCUCUUGAUCAGCCACAGCCCAGUUCUGUCAGUGAAGGUAGCACUUCACAGGUUAUGCAAACUACUUAUAAUACAUGUCUACCAAAAGACACCAGAUCUCUUCAGAAGUCUUUGAACUCUACUCCUCUUACAAAUGUGUUACCCAAGCCUUUUCCAGUCAUUGCACCCAAAGUGCUUUCUCUGUCAGCAAAGAGUGGCAUGAACAUUGCCAAUGGCAUGCCAGCUUUUAAUUUAUCGUUGAAUUUUCCUGGUAAACCAGGCACAUUCUCUUUUCGAAUACGUCCCCCUACUGUCGAGGGCAAGUCUGUAGGGUCCAAGCAGAGUGGGAAGCUUCCUGAACCCUCUGUUAACAGUUCUUCUACUUUGGUGCUUCCUGGAGGUUUCACCUUGACAAAACUCCUUCACCCGGUUGUGCCAACUGUUCCUGCAAAUGUCACCUCAGCUGCUGCUCAUCCUGCCGGAAUCUCCCAGAAUAAUGAAAGUACGAAGACAUUUAUCUUGCAGGGUUGCUCCCCCAGCCUUGAACAAAAUUGCCAAGUCUCAAGAAGUAUUCCCAAACCGAUUCUUCCCGAAACAUCAAAUUGUAACUCUGUAGAGAGGGCUACAGCUGCUUUAAGCCAUAGCAGCGAUGGCUUUCCCUCAGAGCCUGCGGAGUCAGUAAAUACAGCGACUCCAGGCAAGUAUGACUGGUUACCUGAAGAUGCCGAGAUGCCACACACAAGUGAUGUCAGUGACGUGGAACCUAAGGAUAUGGAUGAUUGGCCACCCAGUGGAGCAGAGCGAAUUUUGUGGAUGGACUCUGCCGAUGAAGAGGAAAAUGAAGAUUCGAAUAAAGAGCUGAAUAAGAAUUUGGAUGUUGCUGCUGGAAGCCAAGCUGCAGAGGAAGCCAGCGAGUCCAAGACCACAACAACAGGAACUGUUAAAGCUGACUUUCGUAGCGGUGAUGAAUGUCUUCAUGGAGAUAAACUGUACUUUAAUGAAAAAUUGACUCCCAAACCCACCCACAUUCAUGAAAACGUCCAACACGACGCAUGUUCUAAACGCUCUCGUGCCGAUGAGCAAAAACAUCCGAAGCCGGGCAUGCCAGAUAGUGACCAAGAAAAGGUCUGUGAUCCAUUACUCAAUGCAGCUAACUCCAACACUGCAGAUAUUUGUAAAAAAGAGCCAUCUUUCUCAGCUCUCAUUAAAAACGGUGCCAAUAAUAAACGAUCACAGAUAUCCGUUGGAUCCCCUAAUAUCAGAGGACAAGUUACGAUUCAAGAAAAUUGUCCCUCAGUUCUUCAUAAAAAUGAGCCUGAUGAUAAACCAAGAAAAACUGACGUGGCUGGUGAUGAGCCUGACAUCAAGAACCAAGGCCUUGUACUAUUUGAAAAUAAUAGCACUUUAUGUAGCAGUAAAAUAGAAACUUAUAACAGUCAAACAGGUGAGAAUACACUUCUCGACCACUUCCUUAACAAGAAACAAAGGCCUGGUUCUAAUAAUAAUAAUGAUGGCGUUUCGAUUAAAAUAGAAUCAUGCAGCAACUCGCCCAAGAUAGACACCUGCUCCGUGCAAGAUGUUGCUGCUAAACAGCAUAUUGGCUCACAGAAUAUUUUACCACUUAUCAAUAAAGAAGUGACUCAAACAGUGACAGAAUUUUCCAGUGACUUAAGUAAGCGAGGUUUGGACUCGAACAGCUCUCAAAUUCUCAGUCAUAAGGAAUGCUAUAAUAAUCCAGCCAAACACGACACCGUGGCUUUACUGCAUCAUGAUGACAGUCAUGAGAAUAUCGCCAUUUCCGGUCAUGCGCCAUGCUCUUUACUGGAUGGUCAGACACCUGUGUUGAACUCCACAUCUACAGCACAGCUGCUAAACCCAGCCUCUUUGGGUCAGAAAACCGGCCUCAAAAGCAUUUCACCUUUGCCGCAUAACACGCGUAAAUCAUCCCCUGACAAGCCGCUUAAGUCUAAGACAGCAGUGGGAGAGCCGUGUGGUGAUGAUGAGAUUGUUGUGGAUGUGGUGAACUUGACUGAAGAUGAAGAUCCAAGUGAUGAGUUUGACAGAGGUGAGGACAAUUCAAGUGACGACGGCGAGGACAGCGAUGAAGAGGAUUCCAGUAAUGGCUCCACUAGUGACAGUGACCGUGCAGACACAUCUGAUGAUGAUGACAUUGACGUCGAGUCAUUUGAGGACAAUGGUGGAAAGAGGAUUGUGAACAUGAUAAAAGACAGAACCAGGCUUAAAAAGAGUGCAAAGAGAGCAGCUGCAUGGAGCAAAAAGAUUAAGCGUCUCACAAACAUUAUUAGCCCAGCAGGAUACCCGCCAACGUAUGAGCUAGUAAAACGGCAGAGUCACACUGAAAAAGAGCGUGUUCGUCGAGUUGAAAUGCGCCAGUCCUUUGCUUUACUAAGAGAAGCAUUGAAUGUUGAUGAACAAAUCCGAUUAGGCAGGCAUGACAUUCUCAAUCAGGCUCGAAUUAUGAUUUUGGCUCUCAAGGACCGGAGCCAGCGCUUAGAAGAAAGGAAAAAAGCCCUACUUCAGAGGCGGUCUGCUUAUCUCAGCAAGAUUGUAAAAUUAUCUGAAAGGACAGACGCUAGAGACGAGGCAAGUUUUAAGGAAAACCAUGAACAGCAAAAGCAGUUUGGGUCCCAAAACACCGUGACCUCAGUUGCAGCUCCUCCAGUAAACCCUCGACGGCUAGACAGUGACGGCAACAGACUCCCACCUCGUCUUGGACGCUGGAAAGCCCCUAAUUAUAUACGCAAAAGAUCCAAAAAGGCCUUACAUCAGGCUUCUAUUACCACCACAGAGGCAGCUGAUGAGAGUUUAGACUCGCAUUUAAGUCCUAAUACGCCAUGCAGCUACACUGUGAGUGGACCCUUGCCCUCGGUUAAAACAGAGGACCUACUGCGGACACUUAUUGCACAGAACCCCACUUGUCUCCCUCCAGUUCACAAAAGCCCUCAGCAGAAAAGUGUCUUACCAGAGCCCAAGCCAACAGAAAAGCGGUCACUGCCGAAGAUUGUGUUGCAGUCCUUCAGCAAGACUGAGUCUGUAAAACUCGCACGUGACGCAAGGCCAUCUCAACAAAGUUCCACUGAAGUCUCGAACGCCGAACCGUUAUCGGAUGGUGCUGUUUUAGAACUGCAAGACGAUGACAAAGGACUGGAAAAAUGCGAUGCAACAAAAGUCUCCGAUGGGACGGAGAAAACGUUAGUGUCCGAGCACGCGAACACAGAUGACCCAACUCCAUCCUCAGCACUCACUGAGAGCGAUGUCCAGAAUAACACCAUGUCCAAGUUGGAAAAGGAUGAACAAGCCUCUGCAGCCGCGGUGAAAGUGAGAAAAAAAAGGGGAAGGUCUGAAGUGGUCAUAGAAGAGGCUUUAUCCAGCCCUGAUUUCUUUGGACCCAGGCAGCUAAGGCAAAGAGCCACUGCAGUUAAUGGAAGGGCUGCAAAAGGAGGCUCAGCAAAUAAACGAAGGAGGAUGAUUUAGAUGUGUUGUAGUAACUUGUGAACUUUUCUCACACUCCAGCUUCGCAAUCGUGCCUGUUCAUCGUGCAACUUUUGACUUUUCUGUUUUUCUUUUGAGGCGACGGAGGAUUUGAAAGAAACCAGUUAUAUAAAUUUCUCCAUAUGCCCCUGCACCAGAACUCAAGCAUACAGACGACAGCAGCUCUACGUCUCGUUUAACGGUUGCAUCCAGUCUGUUAGAAGUGACCACUAUCCCUUCAUUUGCCUCUUCAGGGUAGGGCAAAGACAGUGUACACUUGUUACCCAUCCUGAGGGUUAUCAAGAAUGCAGUAGCAUUUGAAUGAAACAUUAAAUUAAUGUAAGCAUAUUACCUGUUUCCUGGGAGACCCAUAUUGGGGUAAAGUUACUAAUAUGCUUGUCCUUUUUUGGUGGCGCUCAUAUUACAUUGCUCUUCAUGCUUUCAUGUUUUGUUAAUAAGGGUUUCAUAUACUGUAUAUAUAUAUAUAAGCAAGGAAGGGGUUAACUCAUUAUAUGCAUAUGAGAUGUAAUUUUUUUUUUAAACUGGUAAUCAUGUUGGGUCUAAUUAAUUAUUGCAAAAUAUCUUUGGCAGUAUAAAUGCCUCGGGGUCAACAGAUUGCAAGUGAAUACCUGCUGUCUUCAGUAAAGUAUAAAGGAUAUACAUGUGUAAAAACUACUUGAUUUAAAUAUAUGCCCAAAAAAAAAUGUAUGCGAGCCUUCAUAUGUGGGUUUUUUUUUAUUGCUCAACUGGAUGCAUUCAUUUACAUCAGACAUUUCUAGUUUACAGUAAUCAUACAGGCCCCUCCAAAGGUAUUGGAACGGCAAGGCUAAUUCUUUUGUUUUUGCUGCACACUGAAGAAUUUAUGUUGAUUUCAAAAGAUGAACAUGAGACAAUGGAUCAGAAUUUCAGCUUUCAUUUCCUGAUGUGUAUAUAUACAGCGCGAUACGUUAACUUGAAAAAUGGCACGUUUUGUUUGAGCUCACCCGUUUUUCAAGGGGUCAAAAAUAUUGGAAUGCAUUUCUUGUUGCCCAGAUGUGCCUUGUUAUAUUGAUUUUGCUUAAACCAGGAGCCUUCAAUCUUAUCCAGAAAUUCCAUUUCAACUAAGGAGGAGCUUCACCUGAUUCCACUUGUUUAAUCAGUUCUACAUGGAGUCAAAACAACUGAAGUGUGCCUCUUAUUGGCCUGGAAAGAAAGUCUGCAGCGACACUGGCCCUUUGUGGAUGUGCAGCAAGUUGAAUUUUUUUUUUUUUACAUUUUAAUGUGAAUUUUAAUAAUUAAAUGGUGUAGAAGCAUACUUUAAUAUACACAGUUGGGUUCAUAAGUAUUUGGACAGUGUCGGUUUUGUGAUUUUUGCCUCUGUACACCACCACAAUGGAUUUGAAAGGAAGCAAUCAAGAUGCAAUUGAAGUGGAAACUUUCAGCUUUAAUUCAAGGGUUUUAACUUGUGUAACAGUUAUUCCAUGAAAUUGAAUCAUACAUGAGCUGAUAGCUGAUGAGGCGUGUAGGGCCAAGUUGGCUAUAAGCUAUGUACAACGGGAUUGAGUGGAAUGACUGUCUUAUUCUAUCCACAUUCACUGGAUUUUGAAAAGCAGAGCAUUCUUUUUUGUAAAUUCCAUAAAUAAACUUUAUACAAAAUGUCUGACAA